Molecule: messenger RNA, 1852 nt
Organism: Anopheles nili
Lineage: Eukaryota; Metazoa; Arthropoda; Insecta; Diptera; Culicidae
Product: WD repeat-containing protein 43
Exons: 4
Coding region: 1-1851 (616 amino acids)
Biological process (GO): maturation of SSU-rRNA from tricistronic rRNA transcript (SSU-rRNA, 5.8S rRNA, LSU-rRNA)
Cellular component (GO): nucleolus
Molecular function (GO): protein binding
Source: RefSeq, a predicted model, not a curated record
AUGUUUACCGUGCAGCGAAAGUUUUCCCCUUGUGGGAAAUUCUGUGCGUACAUUAGCCAGCAGGGGAGAUUUGUUGUGUACAACGUCGAAACCAACGUCAUCCAUCAUGUGUACACACCGAACAUGCACUUGAAUGUGCCGUGCACCAGCUUCACGUGGAUUCAAACGAAGGCCAAGAAGAAAAACAAAAAAUCCCGGUCUAGCCUCGUCGAGGAUACCCCCGACGGGCAACUGUUGGCGGCGUUCGGUACCAGAAAAGGUGCUGUGGCAUUCUACAGUCUCGCCACUGCGAAGAUAGUAAAUACCUGCCAGGGUAAUGGCCAUUCGGCUUCUAUCACGGCAAUCUACUUCAACGCUGAGAACAAUCCCGACAAGUUGUAUACGGCCGGCGCUGAUGGUAAAGUCUGUGAGUGGAGCAUCAGUAAAGCAACGCACCUGAAGACGUAUAACAUUGGAGUAGAAAAGCUUACUUGUGUCCUGGAACACUCGGGCAUUAUACUAACUGGAGCCAAGCAACUGCACGUGUGGGACACUCAGAAUGAAAAACUGCUGCGCACCUUGAUCGGUCACACGUCGAACACACAACUACUGAAACUUGUGCCGGUUGAUGAGGAGGAAAUUUACGUCCUGUCAGGAUCGGAGAAUGACCGCCACAUAUCGCUUUGGUUGCUCUGUGACAACAAAAAAACCUCUCCAGUGGCCUCUUUCGCGCUCGACGAUGUGCCCGAGUUCCUAUCCCCAAAGUUAGUGGGCAAAAAAUUGCAUCUGGUAGCCGUCUCAAGAUCUGGUAUAGCAUAUUACUUCGUACGCGACUUACAAAAAUUGAGCAUGAAGAAACCGUAUCGAGCCAACCACACGUUUGAGGUGGCAAUUGACACAGUGAGCGCGAAAAUGAAGGCUGUCGACCGGUUACCCAUAUUCGUGGCCACCGUAUUGUACUCACCGCAACAAGAACAAAUCCUGCUGGGCUAUGGCACGGAGAUGAACGUGCGCUUCGAGCAAAUUGAUAUCGAUCAGGAAACUAAAUUAAACCUUAUCAUUCGCGAACCGGUAAAGCUUUUAGAGGGCAAAUCGAAAGACGGUGAACUAAAAUCAAAAACACCCGAAGUCGAUAGUAGCAAUGUGGAAUAUUUGAACCCCGCCAAUGCCAGCAGGAAAAAUGUUAAAAAGGUUGAAAUUCCCAUGGAGGUUCGAUUGGAAAAUCUCUCGACCCCCAAAAGCAGCCCGAAGAAUAUGAUUCAUCUUUUAGUGCAAGGAUUACACAGCAAAGAUGCAACGCUGCUGAAAAAUGUUUUCGCUGUGGAAGAUUCGGAAAUGAUACAACAAACGCUCGGUAGACUACCGGCGCAGUAUGUGAGCGCCUUAUUAAACGAGCUGUCCCUAAUGAUGCAGAUGAAAACGAUGCACGUUAAAACGGCAGCCUGCUGGUUAAAACAUUUAAUCAGCAUACACGCAAGCCAGCUAAUGGCUCUAGGAUCGUCGAACUUGACGGAUAAUUUCGCUACCUGUGUCGGGAUAAUCGAAUACCGUGUUCAACAUUUGAGCUCCCUGUCCAAACUACGAGGACGGUUAGGUUUAAUAAUUGAUCAGAUCGACCGCAGUAAGAAUCAGGCGAAUCUGGAAGGAGAUAAUGAAAACGUACUCGUAUACCAGGAAGAAUACGAUUCCGACGCAGACUCGAUGCUAGAGAAGGAGGACACCGAUCAGCCAGAAUCUUCCAACGAAGAGCUGUACGAGGACGAUGAUGAGGAAGAAGAAAUGGCAUCCGCGACCAACACGAGUCAGAGACGUCUGCAAAAUGGAUAUACCCACAAGAAGAGUCAUGAUGAAUCGAUGGAAGUCUCCGAUUAGA